Molecule: messenger RNA, 3358 nt
Organism: Nematolebias whitei (Rio pearlfish)
Lineage: Eukaryota; Metazoa; Chordata; Actinopteri; Cyprinodontiformes; Rivulidae
Gene: xpo7
Product: exportin 7
Exons: 28
Coding region: 18-3293 (1091 amino acids)
Biological process (GO): protein export from nucleus
Cellular component (GO): nuclear pore; cytoplasm
Molecular function (GO): small GTPase binding; nuclear export signal receptor activity
Source: RefSeq, a predicted model, not a curated record
GGGGGAGUGAGAGGUGCAUGAAAUGGAGAAAAAUGGCGGAUCAUGUGCAGGGCCUUGCCCAGCUGGAGAUCCUGUGUAAGCAGCUGUACGAGACCACAGACACCGCCGUCCGACACCAGGCAGAGAAAGCGCUGGUGGAGUUUACCAACAGUCCAGACUGUCUCAGUCAAUGUCAGCUGCUCCUGGAGAGAGGCAGUUCUUCAUAUUCUCAGCUGCUUGCCGCCACCUGUUUAUCCAAACUGGUGUCUCGGACCAGUAACCCAUUACCCCUUGAGCAGCGCAUCGACAUCCGGAACUAUGUACUGAAUUAUUUGGCAACAAGGCCGAAGUUAGCAGCGUUUGUAACCCAGGCGUUGAUCCAGCUGUAUGCCAGGAUCACCAAACUGGGUUGGUUCGACUCUCAGAAAGAUGACUACGUCUUCAGAAACGUCAUCGCCGAUGUUACUCGCUUCCUACAGGACAGUGUUGAGAACUGCAUCAUAGGCGUCACCAUUCUGUCCCAGCUGACGAAUGAGAUCAAUCAGGCCGACACAACACAUCCGUUGACCAAACAUAGAAAAAUAGCUUCAUCGUUCAGAGACUCGUCCCUCUUCGACAUCUUCACUCUUUCCUGCAACCUCCUCAAACAGGCUUCAGGGAAGAAUCUGAACCUUAACGAUGAAUCCCAACACGGUCUGCUGAUGCAGCUCCUCAAACUCAGCUACAAUUGCCUCAACUUCGACUUUAUAGGAACUUCCACAGACGAGUCGUCAGACGAUCUUUGCACCGUACAGAUUCCUACAUCGUGGAGAUCAGCGUUUCUUGAUUCCUCCACACUGCAGCUGUUUUUCAAUUUAUAUCAUUCCCUCCCUCCGUCCCUUUCCCCGUUGGUGUUGUCUUGUUUAGUUCAGAUAGCCUCUGUCAGGAGGUCCCUCUUUAACAACGCAGAGCGAGCAAAGUUCCUUUCACAUUUGGUGGACGGUGUUAAGAGGAUAUUAACGAACCCACAGUGUUUGCCAGAUCCCAACAACUACCACGAGUUCUGUCGACUGCUGGCGAGGUUAAAGAGUAACUACCAGCUUGGAGAGCUGGUCAAAGUAGAGAACUACCCAGAGGUGAUUCGCCUUAUAGCCAAUUUUACCGUCACCAGCCUGCAGCACUGGGAGUUUGCCCCCAACAGCGUUCACUACCUGCUGAGUCUAUGGCAGCGCCUGGCAGCAUCGGUCCCCUACGUCAAAGCCACAGAGCCCCACCUGCUGGAGACGUACACCCCAGAGGUGACCAAGGCCUACAUCACGUCACGGCUCGAGUCGGUCCACGUUAUCCUCAGAGACGGCUUAGAAGACCCCCUGGAUGACGCUGGUCUCGUCCAGCAGCAGUUAGACCAGUUAUCUACCAUCGGCAGGUGCGAAUACGAGAAGACGUGCGCUCUGCUCGUCCAGCUGUUCGACCAGGCAGCACAGACCUACCAGGAGCUGCUGCAGUCCACCAACUCGAGCACUGUGGAUGUCACGGUGCAGGAAGGUCGCUUGACGUGGUUGGUUUAUAUAAUCGGGGCGGUGAUCGGAGGACGGGUGUCGUUUGCAAGUACAGAUGAGCAGGAUGCCAUGGACGGAGAGUUAGUCUGCAGGGUGCUGCAGCUGAUGAACCUGACGGACUCCCGGCUUGCUCAGGCUGGAAACGAGAGGUUGGAGCUGGCCAUGCUCAGCUUUUUCGAACAGUUCCGAAAGAUCUACAUCGGAGACCAGGUGCAGAAAUCAUCCAAGCUUUAUCGACGAUUAUCUGAAGUUCUGGGGUUGAACGACGAGACGAUGGUACUCAGUGUCUUUAUCGGGAAAAUCAUCACAAACUUGAAGUACUGGGGCCAGUGUGAACCAAUCACCUCGAAGACACUCCAACUGCUCAACGACCUCUCGUUAGGGUACAGCAGUGUGAGGAAGCUAGUGAAGCUCAGCGCCGUCCAGUUCAUGCUAAACAACCACACUAGUGAACACUUCUCCUUUCUGGGAGUAAACAACCAGUCGAACCUGAGCGACAUGAGAUGUCGGACCACUUUUUAUACUGCACUGGGGCGCCUGCUCAUGGUCGAUUUAGGUGAGGACGAGGACCAGUUUGAACAGUUCAUGUUGCCUCUGACGGCUGCAUUCGAAGCCGUGGCUCAGAUGUUGAGUACAAAUACUUUCAACGAGCAGGAAGCCAAGAGGACUCUGGUGGGUUUAGUCCGAGACCUGCGAGGCAUCGCGUUCGCCUUCAACGCCAAGACGAGCUUCAUGAUGCUGUUCGACUGGAUAUAUCCAGCAUAUAUGCCCAUUCUGCAGCGGGCCAUCGAGCUGUGGUACCACGACCCAGCUUGCACCACGCCUGUCCUCAAACUCAUGGCAGAGCUCGUUCACAACAGAUCACAGAGGCUUCAGUUUGACGUGUCGUCACCAAACGGCAUCCUGUUGUUCAGAGAAACCAGCAAGAUGAUCACGACCUACGGGAAUCGCAUCCUGACUUUGGGAGAAGUCCCGAAGGACCAGGUGUACAGCGUGAAGCUGAAGGGCGUCAGCGUGUGCUUUGCGAUGCUGAAGGCGGUGCUCAGCGGGAACUACGUAAACUUCGGGGUCUUCCGUCUGUACGGCGACGACGCUCUAGACAACGCCUUGCAGACAUUCAUCAAACUACUGCUGUCCAUUCCUCACAGUGACCUACUAGACUAUCCAAAGCUCAGCCAGUCCUUCUACUCUCUGCUGGAGGUGCUGACCCAGGACCACAUGAACUUCAUCGCCAGCCUGGAGCCGCAUGUCGUCAUGUACAUCCUGUCGUCGAUAUCAGAAGGCCUCACGGCACUCGACACCAUGGUGUGCACCGGCUGCUGCUCCAGUCUGGACCACAUAGUCACCUACCUGUUCAAGCAGCUGUCACGCUCCACCAAGAAGCGCCCUGCUCCCAUGGCAACGGAUGACCGCUUCCUGCACAUCAUGCAGCAGCACCCGGAGAUGAUCCAGCAGAUGCUGUCCACUGUGUUGAACAUCAUCAUCUUCGAGGACUGCAGGAACCAGUGGUCCAUGUCACGGCCGCUGUUAGGCCUCAUCCUGCUCAAUGAGAAGUAUUUUGCUGACCUGAGGAACAGCAUCGUUAGCAGUCAGCCUCCAGAAAAGCAGCAAGCCAUGCAUUUAUGUUUUGAAAACUUGAUGGAGGGUAUCGAGAGGAAUCUACUAACGAAGAAUCGGGACAGGUUCACUCAGAAUCUGUCGGUGUUCAGGCGGGAAGUCAACGACAGCAUGAAGAACUCGACGUACGGCGUCAACAGCAACGACAUGAUGAGCUGACAUUCCACACGGCAGAGUCUCACCCGGCUGCAGAGCGAGCUCAACCCUCCUCUCGCCUCUCCCCC